Messenger RNA from Ostrea edulis (European flat oyster), 3549 nucleotides. Its product is annotated as carboxylesterase 1C-like. NCBI's taxonomy places the organism in Eukaryota, Metazoa, Mollusca, Bivalvia, Ostreida, Ostreidae. The transcript has 2 exons. The coding region runs from base 2 to 1732 and encodes 576 amino acids. The record is from RefSeq and is a predicted model, not a curated record.
GAUGAUGUUUUUGUUCAUAGCCUUGAUUGGUGUAGACUUGGUGACACCCCUCCUUUCCUCGGAUAUCGUAAAUCUGGUUGAGAUCAAGACUCCCUCUGGCUGGGUGAGGGGAUACGAGGAGAUAUAUGAUGAUGGAGAAACAUACAGAUUUAUAAAAAUUCCCUACGCUCAGCCACCGAUAGGAGAUCUACGUUUCCAGAAAACAAAGCCAAUUGGAGAAUGGGAAGGAGUCAGAGGAAUAAGGGGUACCAAUGCCCCUCAAUGUCCUCAAAUGACCUUUCCAAGUCCGGGAUUUGAUACAUUGGAAACCGACGAGGAUUGUUUAUAUCUGAAUAUUUACGUACCAGGGAAAAUUUCAAGAGACAGGAAACUAUCUGUGAUGGUUUGGAUACAUGGCGGUGGGUUUAUUGCUGGUGGGGCAAGUCAGUUUAAACCUCAAAAAUUAGUGUUAGGUGGUGAUGUGAUUGUUGCAACAAUUAAUUACAGAUUGGGCCUUUUCGGAUUCCUGACUUUGCAUGAUGCUUUGGCGCCCGGAAACUACGGACUUUGGGAUCAAAUCGAGGCUUUACGGUGGAUUCAAAAUAAUAUUGCAGCGUUUGGAGGAAAUCCUAAAUCCGUUACGAUAUUUGGAAGUUCUUCAGGAGGUAUGAGUGUGAGUCUUCACACCCUAAUCCCAUCGAAUGAAGGAAUGUUUCAAAGGGUUAUUUCCCAAAGUGGAGUGGUUAACUACUUUACUAUUGCAAGGAGACAAGAGGAGAAACAAACCAAUGAAUUAUUAUUUUUAAAAACAGGAUGUCUUGGUAAAGAGAGUAUUAAAGAGACACUUAAAUGUCUGAGAAACAUACCUGUAAACGAUUUAAUUGAAGCCAUCUCCAUGUUUGAGUUUGCAAAACCUCUGAAUGUCAGCUUUGAAGUAGGAAGCAUGAUCCCAACGAUUGAUGGCGAAUUAAUUAAAGAAAAUCUAUUCUAUCCUAAGUCUUGGGACAAUGAUGUUUACCAUUUCUUCCGUAGUAUCGAUUUCAUGUCGGGGACACAAGAUGGAGAAGGAAAUUUGGCGUUUUUAUUUUUGACCCCCGACAUCCAAGAAAAGUUUGAAUUCGGUGCGUCAGACUUCGUGCCUAAAAGCGUCUUAUGUGAAACAUUUGCUGCAGUGUAUGUUGACAAAGUCGCUGGUAACUCACCAAAAAUCACUCACGAAAUCUGUGAUUUCUACACUUCUGACAAAGAACGCGAUGAACAAAGUAACAAAGUUCUUGAAUUCUUUGGUGACUCGUGGUUCAUCGGGCCUAGCAACAACAUGUUGUCCAUUCAUGCAACGAACAAUGAUAGAGCUAAAACAUUUCAAUACUUACUCACUAAACCAGGCCCAAUCCAGUGUUUACCGAUGGAUCCGCCAAGCUGGAUUAAGGGUGCUGGGCAUGAGGAGGAAUUGCAUCUAUUGUUUAUGACUAAUACCGAUCACGUGCAGACCGAAAAGAUGAGUAAUCGUGAUGGGGACGAGAUUGACCAACUUUCUAAAACUGUAAUUAAGUAUUGGACUAAUUUUGCGAAAUAUGGAAAUCCAAAUUCCGACAGUGUUCCACAUUGGCCAUCCUAUGAAAGCACUGCAAAAAGAUACGUUAUCCUUGAUACGCCUAUAAAACGGGGAGAAAAUUUGAAACCUGGCGCCACAGAAAUUGUAACCAAAGCUCUUAACAAAGGCCGACCCAAAGGAAAUCAUGAUGAAUUAUAGUUAGUUAGACCAUGUUGAUGAUUGAUUAGUUGUAUUAUAGUUCUUAUUAGAGCAAUUCAGCUAAUUUUGUUCUUUUGUAAACCCAAAAGAAAUGGCCUAUUUUCAUUGGUAUCAAUUCUAGCAUUUCACAAGGAAAUAAUUGGUUCAGGGAUGCAACAAUAACGUCAGGAGUACAGUCCAUGAAUGGUUGUCAUUGGUCGACUGGUAUACUUAUCAUGUUUGAUAUUUUUUCGUCUGGAGAUGCCGUUGACUAAUCAUGACACAGUAUGGGUCCUAGCAUUAUGGAUGUUAUAAAUUCACGUUUCCCUAGCUAUGCUCUGUAGCAUAUGUAUAAAUCGUCUUCAUAAUUUAGUAAAAAUGUCCUCGAAAAGGCAAGAAUGCAUAUCGACCACCACUGAACCCACCGGGAUGUAUCUCCGCCAUCGAUGAAUCCACCAGGAUGACCACUUUUUUGUCUGUUUACUGUGUAUGUAUUAGUUUGACGGACUUUAGACGUUCGUUUUCUGUAUUCAUCUCUGUAUCCUCGCGUCCUAACACAUUCCAAGUGUAUGAUAUUUGAUUGUUUUAUUUAGAAAACCAUCCCUUAUCAACACUUUUCGCUUUUAAUCUUCAAUAUUUGUUUCAGUUAUUUAUUGACCUGUUUGUAAUUUUAUCAUGUAAAAUGACUGACCGCUACAUCCUUCUUUACGAUGUAUCAUUGCUACGAAUGAAUAUACUGGAUCACGGAACACCUUCCAAAUAUCAGAUAUCCGGGAAAACAUAACAUAAUUCAAUAUGAUGUUUUGAAAGACAUAUGGAAAUUUUAGUAAAGUUGGGUUUUUUUUAUUAUAAACUUACUCCUUGGAUAUCAAUUUAAAAUCACAGAUAGGUAUAUUGUCUCAACACUUGAGAGUAAACUCAACAUCAAUUCCAACAUCAUCAAAUUUGGGAAAGCUUUAAGGGUGUAAACAACAAACAAAACACAUCUAACUGUAUGCAAGGUAGAUAACGAUAUCUAAGAACAGAACACUUUUUCACCAAAGUCUAGCAAAUUAUUAGAUAGUCGUACGAAUGAAGUAUCGUGCAUGUACUACAGCCGAGGCAUGGCACACUGUAUAGUAUCCUAGUGGGAGUCUAAUACUAUAAAUAUGUCAGCAUUGCAUUAUGUCCGAUCUGUCAACAAAAUGUUGAAUCCCAUCCUAUAGAAAGUUUAACAAUAUCACUUCGUCAAUGGUGUAUUAUGUCCUAAGCAAGGGGGAUCAAACACUAUCACUAUAUCAACACUGUGUCAUAUCCGAUCCUAUGGGAGCCCAAUACUACUACUAUGUCGACACAUGAAUAUGUCAUGCAAAUUGGGAAAUUUAACACAUUUUACUAUAACAACAUUGUUAAUUCUAUGCAGAGUCUAACACUUUCACUAUAACGAUACUGUGUUAUGUUAAUUUUAUGUCGAGUCUAACACUUUUACUAUGUUGUAACUCUAUUGUAUCGCAUCCAGUUGUGAGUCUAACACUUUUACUAUGUUGUAUCUGUAUUAUAUCGCAUCCAGUUGUGAGUCUAACGGUAUAUCAAAUACAGCGUUGUGUAUUAUAAUAUAAUGAAUGAAAUAAUUUUAGUCAUGUGUUUUUUAUUGUGUGUAUACAGUUUUGUGUUCAUGAUUGCUCUAUAUUAAUUAGGGCAAAUAUAAGAUAUGCUCUUAUUGUAUUGUAUGUACCUUUUUGAAUUGUUCUCAUUUUCCUUGUGACAGGUGUAACAUACAUUUUAUAUAGGACAAUACUGCUACAUGUAUAUUGUUUUUACUUACAUUGGCAUUUGUAAUAAAUGCUCUUUUUCAACUC